This is a messenger RNA of Linum trigynum, 324 nucleotides long. NCBI's taxonomy places the organism in Eukaryota, Viridiplantae, Streptophyta, Magnoliopsida, Malpighiales, Linaceae. The record is from the annotation of a GenBank genome assembly.
AUGAGGGGGAUCUAUGUGUGUUUCAUGGGUUUUGGAUCUGGAAAUUGUGGGUGGCUAAGGGCUAGGUUGCGAAAUGGGAAAGUAUCUCUUGUUGCCGGCUGCCGACGAAUCUUCAAGGAGGAUGCUGAGAAAGACAGCGACUGGCGGCGGAUGAUUUCUGCUAGGUUUUUUGGUAGGAACGUUGACGAUGGUGGUGACGAAUUGGGUCUAUCUGUUCAGCUGAUGGGAUCCCGCCGCAAACCUCUUGCCUUCUUCCUCUUCGCACCAACAAACCUCCAAAUCCUUCUCGCCGCCGCUUCAUACCUAGGGCACCGUGGAUUCUGA